Messenger RNA from Aspergillus sclerotioniger CBS 115572, 2772 nucleotides. It is a transcript of the gene hmt1, whose product is annotated as putative vacuolar ABC heavy metal transporter (Hmt1). The coding region runs from base 1 to 2772 and encodes 923 amino acids. NCBI's taxonomy places the organism in Eukaryota, Fungi, Ascomycota, Eurotiomycetes, Eurotiales, Aspergillaceae. Gene Ontology annotation, biological process: transmembrane transport. The transcript has 3 exons. The record is from RefSeq and is a predicted model, not a curated record. Gene Ontology annotation, molecular function: ATP binding; ATP hydrolysis activity; ABC-type transporter activity. Gene Ontology annotation, cellular component: membrane.
AUGGGCUACCAACACGCUACUCGCGAAUUGUUGGGGUAUCUUCGCAUUGCGUCCCCAAUCCUCCUCCUUCUCGUCUUUGUGGCUUCGUUCAUUGCCAGCUCCGUUGUCACGGCCCGCAAUGCGAACAAGAACACAAAUGCCGUUCACACAGGUCCCGGUGGAAGACCACUCCCCAAGCGAUCGAGGAGUACAAUGACCGUGAUCAAGGCACCCCAAAGGUUUUCCCGGAACACGAAACUAUUUUUCAAGUGGCUCUCCGUCGGGGUUCUUUUGACAAUCGCCGCGGAUGGUGCUAUCAACAUUGCCCAUGUUAUGAUUGCGAGAUCGGAACAUUGGUGGUGCGGCCAGUCUGUAGUGAUCUACGUCGUGGGGUCAUUUUUCGACUACGCGAUCAUUCUCGUCUCGUUACUGGAUACCAAUCCUUCUCCGACUUUCGCACAGUUCAUUCCAUGGCUAGCAGCGGUCCCGAUUGAGCUGGGAAUUCUAGCCUCCUCGCUUUCAAUCUAUGCUGGCGUACACCGUGAACCCGUGGUUGGGGAUCCUACUAGCGGCCGCCUGAGACAAGGUAUAACGCCAUGGGAGUUAACGGAGGUGGUGUUGAACUGCCUCAGGAUACUGUUUCUCAUGGCUAUGGUCACGGUGUAUACGUUCAACUCAGUCAACGUUGGUUCCAAAAGAGCCCAUGGUCACGCCAAUGGUGUUACCGAGUCCACGGGACUGCUCAGCGCCCACCACGCAGAGAAUGGGAACGGGAACGCUUAUGGCUCAACCAACGGUCACGCGCAACCUUCCAAACCCGCCGACCCAUGGGUUCGCCCGACUACCGUUCCGUCAACCAGCUGGUGGGAAUACCUGAGCGGUUAUUCGUUAUUCUUCCCCUACUUAUGGCCCUCCAAGUCUCGUCAACUUCAAGUUGUGGUCGUCAUUUGUUUCGUGCUGAUUGUCCUGCAACGAAUCGUAAACGUUUUGGUUCCCUACCAGGCAGGCGUUAUCACCAACAUUCUCUCCAAAGGAGAUGGCGACUUCCGGGUUCCAUGGUUUGACAUUUGUCUCUAUAUCCUCUAUCGCUGGUUGCAAGGUAAUCAGGGACUCAUUGGGUCUUUGCGUUCCAACCUGUGGAUUCCUGUGAGCCAGUAUUCCUAUAUGGAGCUUUCAACUGCGGCCUUCGAACACGUGCAUAGUCUCAGCCUCGAUUUUCACCUAGGGAAGAAGACGGGUGAGGUGCUCUCAGCCCUGAGCAAGGGUAGUUCGAUCAAUACCUUCCUCGAACAAGUCACCUUCCAAGUUGUCCCUAUGUUGGUUGAUCUCUGUGUUGCGAUUGUCUUUUUCCUCAUUUUUCUGGAUGCCUACUAUGCCCUUGUGGUCACAAUCGUGACUUUCUGCUAUCUUUAUGUCACAGUGCGCAUGGCACAAUGGAGAGCUGAAAUUCGUCGAGAGAUGGUCAACAAAUCACGGCAAGAAGACGCCGUAAAGAACGAUUCAAUGGUCUCCUAUGAAACUGUGAAAUAUUUCAAUGCAGAGGAUUACGAGUUUGGCAGAUACCGAAAUGCCGUGUCUGACUUCCAGAAGGCCGAAUACCACGUGCUCUUCUCUCUCAAUCUUUUGAACACGUCGCAAAAUACCGUGUUCAUGCUAGGUUUGCUGAUUGCUUGCUUCAUAGCGGCCUAUCAGGUGUCAUUAGGACAGCGGGAUGUUGGUCAAUUCGUCUCGCUCCUCACGUACAUGGCCCAGUUACAGGGGCCCUUGAACUUCUUCGGCACCUUCUAUCGUUCCAUCCAGUCGGCCAUGAUCAACUCAGAGCGGUUAUUGGAACUAUUCAGAGAACAGCCUACCGUGGUCGAUCGACCCAGCGCCAGGCCUCUGCCAGUCUGUAAGGGUGACAUCAUGUUCGAGAACGUGGAGUUCUCGUACGACACCCGGAAACCAGCCUUAAAUGGGUUGACAUUCCGCUGCGAGCCAGGGACGACAACGGCUCUGGUGGGUGAGUCUGGCGGAGGCAAGUCUACUGUCUUCCGGUUACUCUUCCGGUUCUAUAACGCUUCGCGGGGCCGUAUUCGUGUAGAUGGACACGACGUCGAAGGUAUCACCAUUGACUCGCUUCGGAGGCACAUCGGAGUUGUGCCACAGGACACUGUGCUCUUCAAUGAGACACUGAUGUACAACCUGAAGUAUGCCAAUCAGAAUGCCACAGACGAGGAAGUAUACGACGCUUGUCGUGCUGCCAGCAUUCACGACAAAAUCAUGUCUUUCCCUGACGGCUACAACACCAAGGUUGGUGAGCGCGGUUUGCGGCUCAGCGGAGGCGAGAAGCAACGGGUUGCCAUUGCACGAACCAUAUUGAAGAAUCCGCGGAUUAUUCUCUUAGAUGAAGCAACCGCUGCCCUGGACACGGAGACAGAGGAGCACAUUCAAGGCGCGCUGUCCAGCCUCUCUCUUGGCCGUACCAUGCUUGUCAUUGCCCAUCGGCUGAGUACUAUCACGACGGCAGACCGCAUAGUUGUCUUGCAUGAGGGACGAGUAGCCGAAACUGGUACUCACGAUCAGUUGCUGGCUAUGAAAGGCCGAUACGCAAGCAUGUGGCGUAAGCAAAUUCGUGCCCAGAGAGCAGCUGCGGAAGCCCAAGUGCUUCAAGAUCGCGCUCAACGCCUGCGUAGUGCAUCCACAUCGGGUGCCGCAGAUGAUAGCUCCAGUCAGUCCGACGAGGACCGGAAUGGCAAUGCCCCGGCCGGGGCCCGUCCUACCAACAAGCCUGGUAACGAGGGUCGAAAAUGA